AGGAUUUGAGUAGGUCAAAAUGAACAAUCGUAAAACGAGAAGUAACAGCAUAAUACAUGCAGAGUGUUUUUCACAGGUACAAAGAAUUUUACGUGAAAGAUUUUGUCAUCAGAAUCCACAUAGCAACCUAUUUGGAGUACAAGUACAGUAUAAGCAUUUAAUUGAGCUACUCAAAAGAACUGCUAUCUAUGGAGAAAGUAACUCUGUACUUAUUGUUGGACCACGAGGAUCAGGAAAGACCAUGUUAUGAAAUCAUGCUUUGAAAGAACUCAUGGAAAUAAGAGAAGUGAGUGAAAAUGUGUUACAAGUUCACCUAAAUGGACUGCUGCAGAUAAAUGAUAAAAUUGCUCUGAAGGAGAUCACAAGGCAAUUAAAUCUAGAAAAUGUAGUUGGAGAUAAAGUUUUUGGCAGCUUUGCCGAAAACCUUUCAUUUCUUCUGGAAGCUUUAAAAAAAGGUGACCGGACCAGCAGUUGCCCAGUAAUCUUCAUACUGGAUGAAUUUGAUCUUUUUGCUCAUCAGAAAAACCAAACACUCCUUUAUAAUCUUUUUGACAUUUCUCAAUCUGCACAGACACCAGUAGCAGUUAUUGGCCUUACAUGUAGAUUGGACAUUUUGGAACUCUUGGAAAAAAGAGUAAAGUCCCGGUUUUCUCCCUGGCAGAUACAUUUAAUGAAUUUUGGUUUUCCACAAUAUGUGAAAAUAUUUAAAGAGCAACUAUCUCUACCUGAAGAAUUUCCAGAUAAGGUUUUUGCUGAGAGCUGGAAUGAGAAUGUUCAGUCUCUCUCAGAAGACUCAACUGUGCGUAAAGUUCUACAGAAACAUUUCAAUGUCAACAAAAACUUGAGAUCAUUACAUAUGCUAUUGAUGCUUGCUUUAAAUCGAGUAACUGUAUCACACCCAUUUAUAACUUCAGCAUAUCUGAUGGAGGCACAGCACUUGUGUAGCUUGGAUUCUAAAGCAAGUAUUGUACAUGGUCUUUCAGUCUUGGAAAUCUGUCUUAUAAUAGCAAUGAAACAUUUAAAUGACAUCUAUGAAGAGGAACCCUUUAAUUUUCAAAUGGUCUAUAAUGAGUUUCAGAAAUUUAUUCAAAGAAAGGCCUAUUCUGUUUAUAACUUUGAGAAACCUGUGGUCAUGAAGGCGUUUGAGCACUUACAACAAUUGGAAUUAGUAAAACCCAUGGAAAGAACUUCAGUAAAUUGUCAGAGAGAAUACCAGCCAGUGAAACUACUAUUGGAUAAUACUCAAAUUAUGAAUGCUCUACAGAAAUAUUCCAACUACCCUACAGACGAUAGGCAAUGGGCAACAUCCUCACUAAACUGGCUGUGA
Messenger RNA from Psammomys obesus (fat sand rat), 1327 nucleotides. RefSeq names its product origin recognition complex subunit 4-like. Gene Ontology annotation, biological process: DNA replication; DNA replication initiation. Gene Ontology annotation, molecular function: ATP binding; DNA replication origin binding; ATP hydrolysis activity. The record is from RefSeq and is a predicted model, not a curated record. Gene Ontology annotation, cellular component: nuclear origin of replication recognition complex; nucleus. NCBI's taxonomy places the organism in Eukaryota, Metazoa, Chordata, Mammalia, Rodentia, Muridae.